GUAACCAUGCAGGCAUUUCUAAAAGGCACAUCUAUCAGCAGUAAACCACCAUUGACUAAGGAUCGAGGAGUAGCUGCCACUGCCAGAAGUAGUGGUGGAGAGAACAAGAAAGCCAAACCUGUUCCGUGGGUGGAAAAAUAUCGCCCAAAAUAUGUGGAUGAAGUUGCUUUCCAGGAAGAAGUGGUUGCAGUGCUAAAAAAGUCUUUAGAAGGAGCUGAUCUCCCUAAUCUCUUGUUUUACGGCCCACCUGGAACUGGAAAAACAUCCACUAUUUUGGCAGCAGCUAGGGAACUCUUUGGGCCUGAACUUUUUCGAUUAAGAGUUCUUGAGUUAAACGCAUCUGAUGAACGUGGAAUACAAGUAGUUAGAGAGAAAGUGAAGAAUUUUGCCCAAUUAACUGUGACAGGAAGCCGUUCAGACGGGAAGCCAUGUCCUCCUUUUAAAAUUGUGAUCCUGGAUGAAGCAGAUUCUAUGACCUCAGCUGCUCAGGCAGCUUUAAGACGUACCAUGGAGAAAGAGUCUAAAACCACCCGAUUCUGUCUCAUCUGUAACUAUGUCAGUCGAAUAAUUGAACCUCUGACCUCUAGAUGUUCUAAAUUCCGCUUCAAACCUCUGUCAGAUAAAAUUCAACAGCAGCGAUUACUAGACAUCGCUGAUAAAGAACAUAUCAAAAUUAGCAAUGAGGGACUAGCUCAUCUUGUUAAAGUGUCAGAAGGAGACUUAAGGAAAGCCAUUACAUUUCUUCAAAGUGCUACUCGAUUAACAGGUGGAAAGGUCACAGAAAAGGUGAUCACAGACAUUGCUGGGGUAAUACCAGCUGAAACAAUUGAUGGAGUAUUUGCUGCAUGUCAGAGUGGCUCUUUUGACAAACUCGAAACUGUGGUAAAGGACUUAAUAGACGAGGGUCAUGCAGCAACUCAGCUUGUAAAUCAGCUUCAUGAUGGGGUUGUAGAAAAUGAUACCCUUUCUGAUAAACAGAAAUCUGUUAUUACAGAAAAGCUUGCUGAAGUUGAUAAAUGUUUAGCAGAUGGCGCUGAUGAACAUCUACAGCUGAUCAGCCUCUGCGCAACUGUCAUGCAGCAGUUAACUCAGAAUUGUUAA
Lipotes vexillifer (Yangtze River dolphin) is the source of this 1101-nucleotide messenger RNA. It is a transcript of the gene RFC4, whose product is annotated as replication factor C subunit 4. The transcript has 10 exons. Gene Ontology annotation, molecular function: DNA clamp loader activity; ATP binding; DNA binding. The record is from RefSeq and is a predicted model, not a curated record. Lineage: Eukaryota; Metazoa; Chordata; Mammalia; Artiodactyla; Lipotidae. The coding region runs from base 7 to 1101 and encodes 364 amino acids. Gene Ontology annotation, cellular component: DNA replication factor C complex; nucleus. Gene Ontology annotation, biological process: DNA-templated DNA replication; DNA repair.